AUGAGGGUGAAGGGUCUCAGAAGUAUCUCACUGGGUCCUCUGACUCCCACACAACGUGGCGCAAGGUGCCUGAGCUCUAUUGUUCCGAGUCAAGAAAGAUCAAAUGGAUUCCAGAAAAUCGAUGAUCCUUUGGUUGGAUCGAAUCACUUCAACUCCGAAGAAAACACUAAUGUAAUACCACCCCUCAGCUAUAGGGAAAUUCUCAGUGGGAUAGAGAAAAGGAGCGCUAGUUAUUACAAAGUACAAGCAGGUAGAUAUGCCCCAAGCAAGAACAUAAUUCGCGAGUUUGGGCAGGUCUCAUACAAUGAUUUUACUAGCCCACCUGCUAUUGGAGAUCUGGUCCUGUCCAAAUACUCGGGCCCAAUCGUUUUAUUGCAAAGACCGAAAGAUAAAGUCAAGGAUAGUAAUGUGGAAAUUUCACACUUAGCUUCCUAUGAAAAGGAUUUUCUAGCGUGUACUGCAUCGGGGCUAAUAAUAGGUGUGAACAAAUCAGAAAUCAUAUUCAACAUGGGGCAGUUAACGGCGAGUACAGUGCUAAAUACAUGUAUACAACAUGUGGAAUCUGACGGGACUACUGUAUUGUGCUUGGAUAAUGUCAUGAAACGGGCUGUUUGUCCCGUCCUCAGGAAGCUAGUUACAGAUAAAUACGCAAACUGGGACGAGCUCCUUCCUGUAGUCGAACAGCUUGUCAAUGGUAUUAGUCGGAGCAGUAGAGUAUCAGCAGUAAAUGUUCCCUUUUUUCAAUUGGCACAAGAAGUAGACAGAUGUGUUAAACUGCAGAACAACUCGACACAACCGAUAUCGGCCGUAAUACUGCAAAUAAUAUCUAACCUGGUUGGACAAUUUCCUCCUGAACAGGGCUCAUUGAACUCAUCAACAGUAUCUGCUAACUUGCUCUAUUCUCUGUACGAGGCGGUGCAAAUGGUUUUUGACAGACGAUUAAUCAUAAAUUCGAAAGAUGCUAUCUUAACAGUUUUACCGAAAGUAGAGGUUGAAAAUUUCGAUAACGCCUUGUCAGAGGCUAAAAAGAAACCUAGGAAAGUGCUGAAGGAAUUGGAAGGUGACCUAAAGAAAUCGUCAACAGAUAAUCCUAAUCCUCUGAUAAGACGAUAUGCCUUGGGUGAUAUAAACCCCCAUGACGUGUAUGCUCAAUCGGCUGCUAUGUCUUUGUUGAGAAAACUUCCACCAGCUAUACUGAAUAACGAGGAAGUCUCACCAACAAGUGCAUUAAUUAUACAAGACCAACUUGGGCUUAUGAACAAAGAACAGGGACCAUUUUUUGGUUCUCAUGUAUAUGACUUUUUACGUGAGUCUACGAGCGUCGUCAGUCCUGUCUCCUUUGGCCCGCUUGAGUACGACAGAAUGGAUAAAAUCCGUGAAGACUUGGGAACGACAAUUCCAGUGUAUUGCAUUGAUGCUGCUGGAAGCCACGAAAUCGAUGAUGGCAUUUCUAUUACUAAUUUAUUAGGAUCACAAGUUCUCGUAGGACUGCAUAUUGCGGACCCAACCUCCAGUUUCAAAGAUCUCGGGGACGAUUUACUUAAAUCUGCAUAUAAACAAAGCUCAACUGCAUACUUUCCCAAGGGACCAAUUACCAUGUUCCCGACUGAAUUCACACAAAAGUUCUCAUUGGAAAACGGAUUAGGAUCUAGAAGAUGUCUCACCAUAUCAUUUAUUUAUGAUGAAGUCGAUAGGAAAGUUGUUGAAGGUUCUCUAGAUAUUCGACCUCAGUCAAUCAACAAGGUAGUAAACAUUACCUACGAUGAAGUGAACAGCAUUCUAGACAAACAAGACGACUUGGGGGAAGCCGCCCAGGAUUUAAAGAGGCUGCAUAGGAUUUCCAACACUUUGUUAAAAAAGAGAGUGGAAAAUGGGGCAAUAAACCUAAGUAUAAAUUCUGCAGCGGUGAGGAUAGACACUGAAAUGGACAGGGAGAUCGAAGCUGAUAAUGAAGUUGAGGAUCUGGCCGACGUAAAGGUGUCUAUAGAUAUCUCAACAUCACCUUCUCAUAUUUUGGUAUCUGAACUGAUGAUUGCCGCAAAUAGCCAAGUAGCUGCAUUUACUAGAAAGGCCUCUAUUCCUAACAUAUACCGGAGGCAAGAAGUUGUGUUCCCCCCUGGCACUCAAAGACCGGAUAUUUCUAAAGGGUUUUCGGAGGAAAAUAGCUUCAAAAUUUUGGAGGCUAUGAGACCGUCAACUUUAUCUGUGAAUCCUGGAUUGCAUCAAUCACUGGGAGUUUCUGAAUACUGUGGAGCAACAUCUCCUUUACGUCGUUUUCAAGAUAUCAUAACCCACUGGCAAGUAUAUUCGCACCUACUAGGCGAUAACGGUAGACAGCAAAUGUUGUCCCUAGUGCAAUUAGAUACGAUCUCAUUAAAAUUACAAGCUAUGCAAACACUUAUUAAAACGGCUCAAAGGGACUCAUUGAAUUUUUGGGUUUUGAAGAAGAUUGAGAAAGGGCAUCUGGGUGGCCCAAAGAAACAGUUGCGUUGCACCGUCGCUUCCAGACCCUUACUAGGAUCCUCGCACCAACGUGUAUCUUUAUCAGAUUGGGGAAUUUACGGAAUAAUAGAGGUGGAGAAGCCUCUCAUACUGGGAGAAAAGAUCUUGUGCGAAAUUCGCACCGUCAACCCGAUUUCCAGAACUCUUUUGCUGCAAUAUGCACAUGAACCUUUCGAUCUGCUUUUCCCUGAGUAA
Molecule: messenger RNA, 2697 nt
Organism: Sugiyamaella lignohabitans
Lineage: Eukaryota; Fungi; Ascomycota; Dipodascomycetes; Dipodascales; Trichomonascaceae
Gene: DSS1
Product: Dss1p
Exons: 1
Coding region: 1-2697 (898 amino acids)
Biological process (GO): mRNA catabolic process
Cellular component (GO): P-body; exosome (RNase complex)
Molecular function (GO): 3'-5'-RNA exonuclease activity; RNA binding
Source: RefSeq, a predicted model, not a curated record